Molecule: messenger RNA, 1699 nt
Organism: Aspergillus calidoustus
Lineage: Eukaryota; Fungi; Ascomycota; Eurotiomycetes; Eurotiales; Aspergillaceae
Source: the annotation of a GenBank genome assembly
CGGAAGCUGAGUUGGAGCUCUCCAUCUGUAACUUUAUGGGUGCGGAGCUUAUAUUAAGCCAGGCACCCGUCAACAUCGUUGAUGAUGUGACGCAACAGUCGAACUGAAUUGCAUCUAAUCUUUUCAGUGAUUCGAAACUUGAUUCAAAGUGCUUUUGUACAUGAUAGCUUCUAGUAUCUAGACUUAGAACCUUUCGAGAUUGACUACCCGGUCGGCAGCAGGAACUCUUUCCUCGGCCGGACCUGCACCUUCCUUGCCACACUGCAACACCCCUCAUCAUCAGCACCUGGAGCCGACACCCUUGAUUGCCUCAACCGUCAACCUCGCUCAACCAUACCCAACCUCUUCAUCGUCGUCUAUUCUUAUACUAUACCUAUUGUUAUCAUCAUUGGAUCCUGUCCCUAAUUGUCCUCCACCAUGAAGCUGUCAACAGCUCUAGCUCUCGGCGCAACUGCCUCUACUGGGACCUGGGCUUACGCCGUUCCACAACAAGACGUCCUGGAAAACCCGAACAUCCACCACGAGCAGGAGCAAUAUCUAAUUGAGCUGGCCCCAUAUGAGACAAGAUGGGUCACAGAGGAAGAGAAAUGGGCUCUGAAACUGGACGGGGUCAACUUUAUCGAUAUCACAGAAGAACAAACCCUCGGUGUUUCCCCCGCCCUCGACGCCAGUACCUAUGUCACCUAUCCUCAGCAAAUGGGCCAUGUCGAGAAAGUAAAGGGUCUCCUUCCGUCGCUAUCUAAGGACAAUAUGAGAAAGGACCUGGAGAAGUUCACCUCAUUCCACACGCGGUACUAUAAGUCGGACUAUGGGAUUGAGGCUGCGAAUUGGCUUUACGACCAAAUUCGGAAGGUGGUCACAGACUCGAAGGCCCACGAGUGGGGUGCCACGGUGGAGAAGUUUGACCAUCCCUGGGGCCAGUCCAGCAUCAUCGCCCGCAUCCCAGGUCUCACCAACAAAACUAUCGCAUUGGGAAGCCAUUUAGACUCGAUCAACCUCUUCAUUCCCAGUCUACUCAGGAGCCCUGGUGCUGACGAUGACGGGAGCGGAACUGUCACGAUUCUCGAGGGCCUGCGAGGUCUCCUGAAAUCAGAUAUCAUCGCCCGCUCCCAGGCACCAAACACGAUUGAGUUCCAUUGGUACUCGGCGGAGGAAGGGGGUAUGCUUGGCUCCCAGGCGAUCUUCUCACAGUAUAAGAAGAAUCAGUACGAUGUCAAAGCUAUGCUUCAGCAAGACAUGACUGGUUAUAUCCAGGGCACCCUUGACGCUGGACAAAAAGAGGCGAUAGGCAUAAUGACCGACUACGUGGACGUUGGCCUCACAUCCUUCCUCAAGACCGUCGUAACUACCUACUGCAAUAUCGGCUUCACUGAGACCAAGUGCGGCUACGCCUGCUCUGACCAUACGUCCGCGAGCAAGUAUGGAUACCCAUCGGCCAUGGCAACAGAAUCCCGCAUGGAGCAUAGCAAUAAGCGCAUCCACACUACGGGUGAUAGCAUUGAGCAUUUGAACUUUGAUCAUAUGUUGGAGCACGCCCGGCUGACUGUUGGAUUUGCCUAUGAGCUUGCGUUCGCAGUACUCUGAUCCCUUCAUGACCUGAACGAUUAAUGUAUUGUUAGUGGCGGCUUCUCUUUCAUUAUCUUGAAUACAAGCAGUAGAUGCAGUCUUUCAGUGCCCUCUUAGUAUCGAACAUGUUGAC